Molecule: messenger RNA, 4773 nt
Organism: Osmerus eperlanus (European smelt)
Lineage: Eukaryota; Metazoa; Chordata; Actinopteri; Osmeriformes; Osmeridae
Gene: slc71a2a
Product: major facilitator superfamily domain containing 14Ba
Exons: 12
Coding region: 277-1791 (504 amino acids)
Biological process (GO): transmembrane transport
Cellular component (GO): membrane
Molecular function (GO): transmembrane transporter activity
Source: RefSeq, a predicted model, not a curated record
GUGGUCGGUCUUAAACCUCUAACUGAUCUUCAAUCGCUGGAUUGCGCUGUCCUAGGUAGCCUACAGUUGUAUUGAAAGGAGGGUUGACGUGUGCGGUAACCAUUUUGCACAGUAUUUAUCAGGGUUGUCAAUUCAUUUGGACUAUUGGGAUAAACAGCUUCUUUUUAUACGCGUUAGCCGCUGAGGGCUAAUUAAGAAAGCAUCCUGGAAGAAGCGGCGGUACCGAAGAUCCCUACGCAGCAUGGAUUUUAUGUAACUCCGGCAAAAUGUGAGGAGAUGGCUCCAGGAGAGAAAGAUCAGCAUCGGGGUACCAGCCGUGUAGUGCUGGUCAAGAAAAUUAUAAUGAAAGAUGGAUACACGCCGCAGCAAGGCAUUGGCAGUGCCAGUGUCUACCAUGCUGUGGUGGUCAUCUUCCUGGAAUUCUUCGCCUGGGGUCUCCUCACCACACCGAUGCUAACAGUUUUACACGAAACCUUCCCACAACACACAUUUCUGAUGAAUGGCUUGAUUCAAGGGGUGAAGGGUCUUCUGUCCUUCAUGAGCGCCCCUCUAAUUGGUGCCUUGUCAGAUGUCUGGGGGAGGCGCUCCUUCUUAUUGGUCACUGUGUUCUUCACCUGCGCUCCCAUCCCCCUCAUGCGGCUUAGUCCGUGGUGGUACUUUGCUAUGAUUUCCAUGUCCGGGACAUUCUCCGUCACCUUCUCUGUCAUCUUCGCUUAUGUCGCCGACGUGACAGAAGAGCAUGAGAGAAGCACGGCGUACGGACUGGUAUCAGCCACAUUUGCCGCCAGCCUGGUGACCAGCCCAGCUAUCGGAGCCUACCUGUCGGCAUGCUACGGUGACAACCUGGUGGUGCUGGUGGCCACUCUGGUAGCCCUGGCGGACAUCUGCUUCAUCCUGCUGGCCGUGCCCGAGUCCCUGCCGGAAAAAAUGAGACUGAACACCUGGGGAGCGCCCAUAUCCUGGGAACAGGCUGACCCCUUCUCCUCUCUAAGGAAGGUGGGGAAGGAUCCGACCAUCCUUCUCAUCUGUAUAACAGUGUUCCUGUCUUACUUACCGGAGGCUGGCCAGUAUUCCAGCUUCUUCCUCUACCUGAGACAGGUCAUUAACUUUUCAUCCACAACCAUUGCAGUGUUCAUCGGAGUGGUAGGGAUCUUGUCCAUUGUAGCACAGACUCUGUUCCUCACGCUGUUGAUGAGGACCAUUGGCAACAAGAACACAGUCCUGUUGGGUCUGGCCUUCCAAAUCCUCCAGUUGGCCUGGUAUGGCUUCGGCUCAGAACCCUGGAUGAUGUGGGCCGCCGGCGCGGUGGCAGCCAUGUCCAGUAUCACCUUCCCGGCUGUGAGCGCCCUGGUGUCUCGCUGCGCAGACCCAGACAAGCAGGGUGUGGUCCAGGGCAUGAUCACUGGCAUACGAGGCCUCUGUAAUGGACUCGGCCCAGCUCUGUACGGGUUAAUCUUCUUCAUGUUCAACGUGGAGCUGAGUGGUAUAGACCCCAUACCCGGGGAGUAUGCCAUCGACCCCAUACCCGUCCACCCUCCCAUAAAGAGGGCGAUCAUCCCUGGCCCUCCCUUCCUCCUGGGCUCCUGCGCAGUGAUCGUGGCGUUCAUGGUCGCCCUGUUCAUCCCCGAGCACCCGGCACCGACAGACGAGCAGGCCUGCCUCGAGGGCAAGGACAUGUCUGCCCUGGCGGGCGUCCACAUCAACACGCCCCUGCCAGGAAGCGAAGAGGACACCCCAGCGCCCACCAGCGACGAGGACUUUGAGCCCCUGCUGCAGGACAGCAUUGUGUGACCGAGGGAGAGGCAGAAGGGGCGGAUGUCUCCUGUCCAUAUCACACCUCGCUAUGGCAACCCUCCCCCCUUCUUCCACCCAGUGCCCCCCCCCCCCCCUUCCCCAAGUCGGAAAGGAGGAGGGGGAGAGCCCUAACCUCAGUAUUGCGUGCUUCUCUGCACUGAUGCACAACUAUUCCCAGACCCUUUUCUCUAAGACCCUAUCUACACCGGCUAGUAUUUAUUUUUAGGAUGAUUUAAUUUAUGCGGUUUGUUCAUGAUGUUGUCAUAUAAGGGGGUUGUUAUCUUACUGGUAUGUUUCCAAUAUAAGACGGUAUGUUCUAGAAUAGUGGAGGAGAGCUGCUCUUUGUUGUUAAGGCAAGUGUUGUUAUGGUAAACAGAUAUUGGAAGCAAGGUGGGAAAGGUUGGUGUAUGAGACAACGUUGUACACAUUUUUGAAUCUGAUUAGCAUUUAGGUAAUCUAAUGAAGGUACCUUAAGUGUUUCACGGGAAUUGGCUUGAACUACACAAGGUGUCCAGAGACAACUGUGCCAGUAGUAUUCAACAACAUCAUUAUUUAAGAAGUGUUCAUAGAGGUAAUCUGUCAAAGUAAAUAGCCAUAGGAUAAUGAGUCUGAUAUUUGAAUAAAUAACAAAGAAGCUUAAGUUGACAUGCCUUACAACUCAUGUGAUAGCAAACAUCAUAUCAUGUCUUUUAGGUCACUGGGGAAUUUAGUGGAGGUUGAGUUACCAUGUAGAAAGAGGAUGUUCCGAAGUACUUUAAUUGGUCACCAGAGAUUUAGAUGACCAGGGUUGGGCUGUUGAACCAGAUGUUUAUGCCAACAUAUAUGAUGUUUUAGGUGAGGUUGUGGAUAGGUUAAAGUGAAUGUGUGGCCUCAUUACUGCAUCUCAUAAAGGUUCUGUGUGAAGCAGGCUUAGAUGUGUUGAUGCUGAUUGUUAGUUAAGGGGAUGUACAUUGACGUAUAUUAUAAGAAAUGUAUUUAUCACAUCUUUAUUUUCCGUUGAUCCAUACUGUAUAGAGCAGAGUGUUAAACAUUCUGCAACAUAUGACUGCAAUGUCAUGGCUACUCUGUUAAUAGGGUUGUAUUUAAUUCGAUGGAAAGGAAGACGUUUUUAAUUAUAUUAUUUUUGUAAUUUCUGGGAGGAUUUUACAUUUACAUUUAGCAGACGCUCUUAUCCAGAGCGACUUACAGUAAAUACAGGGACAUUCCCCCGAGGCAAGUAGGGCGAAGUGCCUUGCCCAAGGACACAACGUCAUUUGGCACAGCCGGGAAUCGAACUGGCAACCUUCUGAUUACUAACCCGCUUCCCUAACCGCUCAUUCACCUGACUCCCUCUGUGAUUUUGUAUUUUUGGAUUUUGUAUUCUCUUUAUACCAUAGGGACAUGUAACCGUUUGAUUUUCAAAAUGAGAUUUGCUUGUUUAGUGUGACCCUUGACCUUCAAUCACUGUUCAUUACAAAAUAUGUCCCCUGUUUUUACGAUAGCUACCUCAGCUUUGAAAUGUUUUAUUUUGAAGUCUGAUACAAAUUUGGUACAACCAUCCUUCACCAUGCAAAUGUAUUGUCCCCUUGUGUCAAAUAAACCCACUGCUUGAAAAUGUAUUAAAUGCUGUAAGAGAGAGCAAAUACAUCAGAGUGGUACAUUCUGAGCGUGGCCCAUUUUGAGAGUGGCCCAUUUUGUACAUAAUCCUCUUUUCCCGUGAGACUGCAAGUGUUGAAAAUGUUGAUAGUUCAUGUUUUAUAUGUACAUAGAUGAGGGUUAGUCCUGUUUCCCUACAGGUUAGGGUUUUGAGACCAAUGUCUCGUUCCAUGAUCUGACCAUGCUGUUCCUUAGCUAAUGGAUGAGUCACGCUCUCUUCACUCGGUGGGUCGAGGGCUCCAUAAUCAAUGUUGAGUGUUUUCCUGAAGUGAUUUCUGUUUGACUGCUCAAACGCAUGAAUAGCCGUCCACACGUACCUACUCGAUUCUAAAAGUCCCUAGACGCUAGAGCUCAUAUCGUUCUGUAUAUGUCUGUAAAUCCUAUCAUUUUUUUUAACCCCCGACAAUACGCCCCGAGAGGGGUAGACGGUCAGAUGUAUACCUUCAUCUUCGACUCCUCCGUUUGGGUCCUGUCUCUGAAAUGGUGCCAAUUGAACCUGUCGUCGGUAGCAGGAUUUUUGGAGGAGGAAGACAUUCGAGUGCUUCUGGUCUUACCUGAUUGUGAGCGAGUCACUUCCUUGUUCUGCGAGGAGGGUUUGAAGCCAGGGUUUAUUGAGCAAGGGAAACGAGGAAAGAGAAGUGAGAACCAAAGGCGCCUCGGUUUGGAACCUACGCUUCUAAACUGGUAGUGAGGUGUUCCAACCAAGAAUCUAUAAACUGAUGUCACACAGAGGUUAACAGCUGCUUUCAAAGUGACUAUUGAAUUUUCUGUGUUAUAUUGUUGCCCAACCUGUGAGAGUGAAAUUAAUUCUGUAUAGUAGUAUAAAGAAUUGAAGACUAUUGCAUUGUUAAGUAUUGAAUAUACAGUAUAAAUAUAUAUAUAUAUAUAUGAAAAAGUAUCUUGAAAUGAUCACAUAUCUCCAGACAGCUAUUUUUUGAAACAGUUAAGAAUAUCUGUAGAUGACAAAUCAGACCCUUGCUUCUGUAUACACAAAUUCACGUUCUCAAUAUGAAAUAUUUGUUCUUGUCUAACUUGAUCGUUCCAUGUUUUGUUAUCAAAACACAAUUUGUUCUUUCUCCAUAUCUGCUAUGUAUUUUCAUUAAACAUAUGUAGCCAGCAUCAUUAUCAGAGUAUAUACAAAUGUGCCUAUUGUGUAAACAUGUUCAUUUUUUAAUUAAGGAAAAUGACUAUGUAAAUACUAAAGUGUACAUGGAUUGGAGGUUAUCUGUCACGAUGACACAGCAAUGAGAUGUACAUGGGCUAUGUAUAUACACCUCUUAUUGUAUGUAUGUCUUAAAUCUUAAGAACUUGUUGAAUUGAUAAUAAAAAAACAACAUAACCAUU